UCAAAUCCCUUCAGGAAGGAGAGAACGAAGGAUUUCCAAACCCCUUCGAUUCUCUCCAGAUCCGGGAUUUUGAUUAAUUUUCUUGGAAAUUUUAGCAGGGAUUUGUCUCUUGUCCGAAUGUCAUAGCCAAGUUUUCCCAAUUGUUCUCUGAUUCGAACGUGGAGGCGAUAGGACUGAGAAUUUUGAUGCGCAUUCUCCAAAUCCUAAAGGGACUUUCAUUGGGUGAUUAACUCCCUAUAGUGAUGGUGUUUUGGGAGGGAUAUGCUAGCGAUGAAUUGAUGGGCACCUUUGCCCCCAUUGUGGUUUAUUGGCUUUAUGCUGGCAUGUACCAACUCUUGCCACCAUUAGACCGAUUUCGGCUCCACACAAGGAAAGAAGAAGAGCAGAAGAAUUUGGUUCCCUUAUCAUCAGUUGUCAAGGGUGUUUUGCUUCAGCAGCUGGUUCAGGCCACUGUUGCACAGCUGCUGUUCUUGAUGACUUCUAAGCUGUGUUCAACCGAAACUCAAAUCCAGCCAUCCCUUCCUGUUCAACUAAUGCAGUUCAUAGUAGCCAUGUUGGUCAUGGACACAUGGCAGUACUUUGUGCACCGGUACAUGCACCAGAACAAGUUUUUAUACCGUCAUGUUCACUCACAACACCACAAGCUUGUCAUCCCUUACGCGAUCGGAGCACUCUACAACCAUCCAUUAGAGGGCCUUCUCCUCGAUACUUUUGGCGGUGCCAUCUCAUUUCUAAUCUCAGGAAUGACCGCGAGGACAGCCGUUUACUUCUUCUGUUUUGCAGUGGUCAAGACCAUUGACGAUCACUGUGGCCUGUGCUUGCCGGGAAACAUCUUCCACAUUGUUUUCCAGAACAACACAGCGUAUCACGACAUCCAUCAUCAGCACCAAGGCACCAAAUUCAAUUAUUCACAGCCAUUUUUCUCCGUAUGGGACCGACUAUUGGGAACAUACAUGCCAUAUAACCUCAUUGAUCGUGAAGAAGGCGGCUUCGAAGCAAGGCCAUUGAAAGACAAACUCAUAUGAGUUAUCUCCUUGGCUGUAAACAUAAAAACCUCUGAGCAGUCUUUGUGCAGUGGCCUGUUGGAUGAUAGUGUGCUUAAUGUCUCUAACCGGUAGGAUAACAAUGAGUUGCUUGUUUAUUUCCUUAUUGCUUUGAAAUGUUCUUUGAUGUCUUGCAAGAAAUUUGUCUGUAACUUUAUUCACUGGAAUUUGGCCCUUCUUUUUGCUGGCUGUGUAGAGUUCGGUUGUGCAUAAAUCUUCCACGUUGUGUAUGAACCAUAAGUCUUGAAAAUUUUCAAAAAAUUGUUUUGAAUGUGCUCUGAAUUA
This is a messenger RNA of Dioscorea cayenensis subsp. rotundata (Guinea yam), 1328 nucleotides long. Its product is annotated as very-long-chain aldehyde decarbonylase GL1-9-like. The coding region runs from base 243 to 1025 and encodes 260 amino acids. The transcript is spliced from 3 exons. NCBI's taxonomy places the organism in Eukaryota, Viridiplantae, Streptophyta, Magnoliopsida, Dioscoreales, Dioscoreaceae. Gene Ontology annotation, molecular function: oxidoreductase activity; iron ion binding. The record is from RefSeq and is a predicted model, not a curated record. Gene Ontology annotation, biological process: lipid biosynthetic process.